Porites evermanni is the source of this 453-nucleotide messenger RNA. The record is from the annotation of a GenBank genome assembly. Lineage: Eukaryota; Metazoa; Cnidaria; Anthozoa; Scleractinia; Poritidae.
AGUAAUAUUGCUAAGCCAAGUGAAGGAGAUCUGGAUGAAUUUCUUGCUUCAAACAGUAUACAACGUGUAAAAGUUCUUGGUGAAUUUCUUUUUGUUUCUUUGGUAAUAACGAUAAAGCAGCAGUUGGAAAAAGGAAUUUUAACUGCUGAAGGAAGAACACGUCUACAACAAUUAGGUGUUAUUCAAGGUGAAAACUUUGAAAUAAAUCACAUAGCAUCAGCCCUAAGUCAUGUCAUUGUGAAUGAAUGGCUAUGUAAUCUAUCCUCAUAUGAACCGUUCUUGACUUCAGGACAGGAUUAUGAAACAGAAGCUAAUUUGUUUUUGCAAGAUGGUCAUUUUGCUUCAGAACUUGGAAAUUCUAUACCUCUUGCUGCUUCCAAUGCACUGUCUCCCAAUUGUAGUGCUUACUCGUAUGUUGAACUUCCCAUUACUACCAAUAUGCCUACAAGAUAA